GCCAUGCAGUUACUCAAGUACAGGACACGGGCACACUUCAUACAUCAAGUAAUAUAUUGAUCUCAGGUUAAGAUGGGAAACGUCUGCUGUAAAUGCAAAUGCAUCGAAGAAAGACAAUUCAGAAAACAAUAUCAAUUAUUCCUGAAGGCUUUUGAAGAACGUGAGCAAAAGUUACAAGGGUACGUGAAGGAAAUUGAAGAAGUGGCAGGUUCUUUAGAAGAAAUCCAGAAGAAUAUUGAUAACACAAUUGACCAGGGAGCAAAAGCCCAGGUGUUAGGGGGAGUCUUAACUGCUGCUGGCAUAGCUUUGUCCCCCUUCACUGGUGGUUUAAGUCUUGCAGUUAGUGCGGCUGGAAAAGCAAUGGAUGCUGUAGGGGCAGCAAAAGGAAAUGCAGCAAAUGCAGAUGUAACACGUUACAAAAAAGAAGAGAAGCGAGUGAACAAGCUGUUGGAGAAUUACAAAUUAACCAUGGAAGAGUGCUAUAAUAAUUUUAAAGAUCGAGAGAAAGCAGCAAAGCGGUUAAAUAGGAAAAGUGUGAGGUACACUCAGUCAAAUAACGGUGAAAGUCUGACCUAUGAAAACAAAUUUCCUGAGUUAAACGAAUCUGCAGUAGAAUACAGAGAAUCGGGAGGCGAUCUCUCCAGCGCCAAACGCCUCGCCGAAGCUCUCCAUUCCACUGGCGAAGUAUACAGCAGAUACCAAAUGCAAAUGUCCCUAGGAGAUAACUCCAUCCUUGACGUAGUUAGAGAAAUAAGGGACAGAGUCGUCGUACUGAAGGAUGAGCUGAACAACUACAGAAACCUGUGUGAUGAGAUGCACUGCAAAAAGCAACCUUCAAAAAGUCAGGCUUGUCAUGAAGAAUCCCCACAAGGGAGCAGGCAGCAGGCUGACUCUGACUGACUUUGUCUGUGACUUUCUUUUAAUAACCCCCUCUGGACCCACCAGCAGUUUAUUUUCUUCAGGGUUACUGCUGGCUGGAACUUUUAUUUUCUUCUGUUCUGUUGGCCACUUUAAUCACAACAAUAACAUUAAUCACUUUCAUUGUUAGGAUGCUUUAAUAUUAAUCUGCCUUAUUAUGUGUUUAAACUAAUGUAUAUUUUAUUAUGUGGGUGUUUGGUAAAUUGUGAAGUUUGCUGUUGUAUUUUACCUUUGAACUCAUUACAGCACUUUCAGUCUGAACAUAGUGAAGAGUGUUAUAACAAAAUAAAUUCAUUUGACUUGAAAAAA
Messenger RNA from Polypterus senegalus (gray bichir), 1227 nucleotides. RefSeq lists its product as uncharacterized. The transcript has 3 exons. The record is from RefSeq and is a predicted model, not a curated record. The coding region runs from base 73 to 900 and encodes 275 amino acids. Gene Ontology annotation, biological process: lipid transport; lipoprotein metabolic process. NCBI's taxonomy places the organism in Eukaryota, Metazoa, Chordata, Cladistia, Polypteriformes, Polypteridae. Gene Ontology annotation, cellular component: extracellular region; membrane. Gene Ontology annotation, molecular function: lipid binding.